UCCGCCCCGCAGAGCACGGAGGGAGUUUGUUUGUAAACACGAUGGCCGGGCUGAGCGGCCUCGUCGCCGACUACGGCUCCUCUUCGGACGGGGAACAAGAUGACGAUAACCUUGCCGAGGAACUACGGAAUAGGGUGGAGGAAAAGAAGAGCACCAACUUCUUUGAGUCUCCGCCAGAUGAAACCAACAAUGCCAAAAAGUCUAAGAAAAAACCUGACUUAGAGGAAGCUCCUUUGGCCAAGCCAGAGAUCCUGGAGAAUCCCCUCCGAGGCAAUGCCAUUGCGUCUCCAUUUGCGGAAAACACCUCAGCCUCUGUCUUCUUCAACCCUUUCCACAAAGCACAGGAGGACAAGAAGCUCGUCCUGGAGAAACACGUGAAGAUGACAGAUAACCCUAAGGACGUGAUGGAGAUCAACGGCAAGAAGAUCUGCUGGAACUACCGGAAGGGCCGCUGUAAGUUUGGCCACAAAUGCAAGUUUGCACAUGACUCUGACAUCAGCCAACCUCUGGACCCCAAAGAAGCUCAGACCUCUAGUACAAAUCCUUCAUCUCUCUCCCAAACCACCCCUGGAACGCAGGUCCUGGUGGAUGAACCUGCAUCUGACGACACAUUGUCGAAGAAGAAGAAACGCCCCGGUCUGUCGGAUGGGCUCGUUCCCGGGAAAAAAGUUCAAAAAUUGUAUCGCUCACAACAAGCUAAAGAAUCACCAUGGCUGCUUAAGAGAUAGGGAGAUCUAAUGCAUUUUCAAUUGCCUUCUUCAUUUUUGUAUUGUUGAAUUUUUAUUGAAUAGUUGCAUAGUGCAUUGGCAGUAAGUUUCAUAAUGAAUUGAAUAGAGAAAUGCAAAUAAAAGUAUUUUUAUAACAUUUUGGUAAAUAGUGAUUUUGAUUAUGAAUAGUUCAGGCAAUAGAAAUGCUGUAUUAGAAUAACUCAUAUGUAUGUAAUUGUUAGACUGUAUCCAAAUUACUGAAAUUUAACUAAAGUUCCAAAUAUAUGCAUAUGAAACUAUUAAAUUCCAAAGCACUCAUAUGUUGUACAUUACUUAUUUCAAGUACUUUGAAAGCACUUCCUUAUUUUUGAUAUUUGUUAAUAAAUAUCAGAUAUGUUGCUCAUAAAAAGUACAUGCUGGGCAUCUAAGAAAGAAUAGAUAGAUAAACUGUUAGUAAAUGCAAGAUAUGUGUAAAUUAUUAAGUCAUUGUUUGUUAGUUACGGUUAUGCUAAGAAACAUCUAAUUAUUUGGCUUCAUGAUAAGAGCCAGAGGCAAUAGAAGCAGCAAUAAAAUUAUGUCUUCUUUUGCUUGUUUGAAAAAUUUGGACUUGCUCAGAGGCCAUAAUUUUCUCAGUGUACCUAAAAUAUUCACCAAUGUGAUAAAGUCAUUGUCUGUUAGUUGUACUGAAGCAGAGAAACUCAUCUAUGUAAUAAUGCAUGAAUCUUGUAUGAGGGCGUUUAUGUCCGAGGUAGUUCUCAAACCAAUUGCCUGAAAAUUUUUAUUAAAUGUUUUGUCAGUUUAAAUUUUCAUCUAUUGCAUAAGGAUCACCUUGUUCAUUUAAUCAUGAUUGUAGUAUGUUAAUGUGAACAUAUUGAUGAUGAUCUUAGAGACAAAAGUUUAUACAAAAAAACAUACAAUAAACUCAUUUUCGGGCAGUUGAUCCGAAAACACCUCUGGGUGUACAUACCUUUAUAUUUGCAAUAUAUAAUUUCCUGCAGCCAAUUUUAAAGUGAUAAUUAUUAUCUUAAUUCUCCAGAAUUUUAUACAGUUCACAAUGUGUAUGGAAGUAUUUUUUAUUUUUUGUCUAUACAAGUAAUAACAUGGUAAUGCUCUCCUUUACUCUUGUCAUUAAAAACACAUUCAAUGUAAUCUUGAAGCUGGUAUGUCCUUCUUCAGGCUUCUGCUUAGGAUUGAGACAAAUAAUCCCUGAAGAACAUAGAUGAAUGGUAAAAUAAAAGACUAAUAAUAUCUUAAGCAAUCACCAGUCCGUGGGCCUGAGCAGAAGUAUAUGCUCAAAGAUUACAAAUAUGCAAUAGGUUCUGCAUGUGUCAUAGUUGGAUGUAUUAUUUUAAAUAUUCCGAAGCAUAUUCUAAAUUAUAAAUAUAGUUUGUGUUUGUAUAAAAAGCCUUUGAGAUAUACACAUGAACAUAGAUUGCACGUGGUUAUAAGGUUACUUCGAGUGAAUGGUAAUUUUGUCCACAAAUUUUUCUGAUCACAUAUAAAAGAUAAAAAAGAUAUAGUGCCAUAAAUUGAUGAAUAAUGUAUAGUUGGAAGUGAGUAUUUUUAGGUAAAACUUUUUACUUUUUUUUAUGGCAUUGGUCCUGCACAGAUCAUUUUCAUUGAUCAUUCAUUGUAUCAUCUGCCACCUAAGUCAUAUUAAUCUGGAUCAGUUUUCAGACUGUGCAUAUAAUUAUCCACUUUUGUAUCUAGCCAUCACUCUGUGUUUCAGUCCAAUAACACAGCCAGCAGUCACAGAAUACUAAGAAAGUGAAUGGUAUGAUUGUUGAAUAUAUUGCUUUCUUGUCUGUGAUAGCGAAACUGACCUAGGAAACUGAUAGAAGAAAUAAUACACGUUCUGCCAAAUAUAACAGGUGUUUAUGGGCCUCAUGUAAGCUCUUUUUCUCAUAUUAUAACAAAACUGUACAUUUAGUUUUUUUCCUGUUUGUCAUGGUAUGUUUUUUCUUUAUUUCUUGCAUUUUUUGUCAUCCAGCAGACCCUAUUCUUUUUCCUUGAAAUGCCAGAUUUCCAAACAUACUCUGAUUUUGCAUUUUACAGAAUUUUCUAUACAUGAACAAUUGUCAUACUAAAAUUUAAAGCUUCUUGAAAGAUGUGAGCCAGAAGACAAAUUUAGAAAAACUUGAAAAAGAGAAGAAGAAACAGAAGAAAUAUGCAAUUAAUUUUCUCUAUUUAGUAUGGUUUAUUUUGAUUUUGCAUUUGUUAAAGCAACAUUGUUUAUGUGUAUUCAUAGAAAUUGUAUUAUGCAUAACCCAGUGAUAAACCAAAUUCAUGGGCAUAGCUUCCAUAUUGUGUAGUUUCAGAAGAAUGCCGCAUUUCAUUCAUCUUGUUUUCUUAUAGGCAUACAAAGCAUGUUACCAAUUUCUUACUGAAUUCUCUCUGCAGUAUUGUAGUUAAAAAAUUUAUGUGUUCCUUUAAGUUCCUGAGACAUAGAUAUAGAUCUUUUGCAUCACAUCAUGUAACUAAAUAAAGAGAUACCUGUAUUAAUGCUGGUAAUUUUAUCAUGUAUCGGAAUAUGGACAUUUUUAGGUAAGAUAUGUUCAAUUGAUUAGAAUUCUCAGGUACGAGGCAGUUCUAUAGUAUGCUCGGCUACUGAUUGUUUAUAUUGGCAGAUUGAUUAACGGCAAUAAAACAGGCAUGUAUUUUUUAUUCAACUGUAAACAGAAAAUAUAUGAAAUCAUUUUUACCAGUAAUAUUUGUGAUAUUUAAUUCAACACUGAUGUGAUUAAAUGCUAAAAAGUUGCAAAAGCAAA
This is a messenger RNA of Penaeus chinensis, 3475 nucleotides long. Its product is annotated as zinc finger CCCH domain-containing protein 8-like. The transcript has 2 exons. The record is from RefSeq and is a predicted model, not a curated record. Bases 42 to 728 code for a protein of 228 amino acids. NCBI's taxonomy places the organism in Eukaryota, Metazoa, Arthropoda, Malacostraca, Decapoda, Penaeidae. Gene Ontology annotation, molecular function: metal ion binding.